AUGCCGAUGCCGGUUCAAGCGCAUAACAUCCCAAAUCCUCAACAAGUUCUCCCUGCACAGCAACGACAUGUACCCGCUCACCCAGAUCCAGCCGUUCGGCGCAGUCGCAAGCCGACUGAUAAGACCCUACCUGAUAAUAUUGAGGAUGCUGUGAUUGGCGAAGCAGUCCAGCAGUACAAACGCAUGCAAGAGGUCGAAAAAAGACUGGAUUCUACCAUUAUGAAGAAGAGACUGGACCUUCAGGAUUCCGUGAAUCGGAAUACAAGACGAUAUCGAACAUUGAGACUAUGGAUAUCGAAUACUGUGGAGCAACAACCAUGGCAGCAGCUGGAGCAGAAUCCUGAAGUUCCGCCGAGAAUAGGUGCCGGACGGUACAAAGUGAAAAUUGAAGGACGGCUUCUUGACGAUGCCACGGAUCCCACGGCGCCAGACGAGGGAGAUGAAGUCGAUAAAGAUCUCCCCGAAAAAGAGAAAGACGCGGAUGCAAUGGAAGAGGAUAGCAAAUCACAGAAAAAGGAGGACGCGAAGCCUUCCACACCGUCCACAAGAAAGAGACUGGCGCACUUUUUUAAAGCUAUCUCGGUUGAAUUUGACAAGCCGUCUGCCCCGGGGGUGGCUGAUUUAGCCACAAUAAUCUGGACUAAACCUGCUCUACCUCCCAACGCUGCGACUCUCCCGCCUGCCGCUGAUUUUGACUCUUUGGAGUUCUCGCGGGCCGCUGAAGUUAACAUCAACGGCACCAUCACUAUGACAAGGGACGAAAACCCGGAGCGUUUCCUCUUAAGCAAUGAAUUAGCGUCUAUUCUUGAUGUGGAAGAAGAAUCCCGUGCUGGGAUCAUCAUCGGAUUAUGGGAGUAUAUAAAGACCGCAGGACUUCAGGAAAGCGAAGAGCGGCAAGCUGUAGCGUGCAAUGAACGUCUAAGAGCGAUUUUUGGACGAGACAAAAUCUAUUUUCCCGCCAUUCCUGAGCUUAUUGGGCCCCAUUGCAACCCCCUUCCGCCCAUCAAAAUCCCUUUCACAAUCCGCGUCGACAAAGACUUCCACACCAACCCGGUCCCAGCCAUCUACGACAUCCGCAUCGCCGUCGACGACCCUCUCCGUAACAAAAUGCUCCAAGUAAGCGCCUCACCAGAGUUCCCCAACAUGCUCCGACGAGUCUCCAGUCUGGACGAUCAGCUCGCUCUCGUAGUUCAAGCGCUGCACCAUUCCAAGGCCAAACACUCCUUCUACACCAAUCUCAGUCAGGAUCCUGUGAACUUUAUUAGACGAUGGAUCUUGAGUCAGAAGCGUGACCUAGAGACUAUCCUGGGCGAGUCUACGAGAGCAGGCCGUGCGGAUAGUGAUGCGCCGGAGUUCAGGAGAGGAGGGUUGAAUAGUGCGUGGGAUACGCCUGUUGCUAAAGAAGCGGUGAGAUAUAUGCUUGCUAGGCCGCCUCAACCUGGGCGCUGA
Molecule: messenger RNA, 1449 nt
Organism: Uncinocarpus reesii 1704
Lineage: Eukaryota; Fungi; Ascomycota; Eurotiomycetes; Onygenales; Onygenaceae
Exons: 2
Coding region: 1-1449 (482 amino acids)
Biological process (GO): regulation of transcription by RNA polymerase II
Cellular component (GO): SWI/SNF complex; nucleus
Source: RefSeq, a predicted model, not a curated record